Molecule: messenger RNA, 405 nt
Organism: Arachis ipaensis
Lineage: Eukaryota; Viridiplantae; Streptophyta; Magnoliopsida; Fabales; Fabaceae
Source: RefSeq, a predicted model, not a curated record
AAUAUUGAGGAUAUGUUGGUGAAUCGUCCUUUGGAAAUUCCAGAAAUACAAUUUCGGAAGCUAAUUGCAUAUUGGAGUAUUCCAACUGUCAAAGCCAUGUGUGUUAUAAAUUCUGAAAAUCGCAAGAAGCAACAAUGGAGGCAUAAAAUGGGACCAAUCAAUUUUGCAAGAGUGCGUGUUGAUUUGCGUGAGAAAAAAGAGAACAAAGAGGAACCAAAUCAAGCUGAAAUGUUUGUUGCAACUCGGAAUGGACUAAAAGGGAAAACACUUGAUGUAGAAACACAAGCUGUUAUUUAUCUACUUUAUGACUGUUUUGUGGUUGUCAUGAUUGCUGACUUGCUGCUUUCUAUGUUUUGUGGUAUCUAUUUUGUGGCUGUUUCAUGGGCUGUUUCAUGGCUGAUUUAG